CGCUAAAACUACACUUUCAAGAAUAAACAAAUCAGUGUCACACGCGCACACACAGUUCCACCUCGUCCCUAUAUAAAGCCAUUUUGCGCUAGCAUAUUCUCAUCACUACAUAUCUCACUCAAAAAAUCUCUGAAAUUGCCUGAGACAUUAUUAAAAUGAGUAGCCGCAGCCUCCAAAGUUUAUUCCUCGUACUCUUCAUUAUCGUCUUCUUCAUCAUUCCUUCUAUCCAUGCAACUCAAACCCAUCUGCCAACAGUUCCAGACAGUCUCGGAACCCACCAUGUUUUCCUUCACAAAGUUUCUGAAUUGAAAGCCCACGCACAAAAAUUCCAAGAAACCCAGCUCCACCCAUCAACCCUUUUGGUUGUAGCAGGAAUUCUCUGCUUCAUAGCUUCCUCCAUAUCCAGUGCUGGAGGCAUAGGAGGAGGUGGGAUCUUCGUACCCAUUCUCACCAUUGUCGCUGGCUUAGACCUCAAAACAGCUUCGAGCCUGUCGGCUUUCAUGGUCACAGGAGGUUCUGCUGCGAACGUUCUCUGCAGUAUGUGUACAAAGAGUCCAAAGUAUGGUGGGAAGACAUUGAUUGACUAUGACAUAGCUCUUUUAUCGGAACCUUGUAUGCUGCUAGGAGUGAGUGUUGGAGUUAUCUGUAACCGCGUAUUCCCCGAGUGGCUGAUCACUAUUCUGUUUGCUGUUUUUCUGGCUUGGUCCACGGCCAAGACAUGCAGAAAGGGGGUUAUGUUUUGGAAGAAGGAAUCGGAAGAGAUUACGAGGAAGAGUAACGUUGGGGUCGGGCAAGUCGAGGAGAACAGAAUGGGACAAGAAAAUAAUGGAGAUUUGACGAUCUCUGAGGAGCCUCUUUUGGGUCGUCGUCAUCAAGAGAACCAUGACAGAUUGAGGCUUCCUUGGCUCAAACUAGGGAUCCUGCUUUUGAUCUGGUUUUCUUUCUUCACCCUCCAUCUUCUUCUUGGCAACAAGUAUGGACAGAGUAUAAUUCCAAUGGAGCCGUGCGGGGUGGUAUAUUGGAUUCUCUCAUCAGUUCAAAUACCUCUCACUGUAAUUUUCAUUUAUUGGAUCGUAUCCAGGAAAGAGAGCCAUCAAGAUCAGCCUCUAACAAGUCAGGACCAGGAUUUGACUGGAGAUGGACGGCCAAAUAAGCUUAUCUUCCCAAUAAUGGCACUGUCAGCAGGUCUUCUGGGUGGUGUCUUUGGAAUUGGAGGUGGAAUGCUGAUAAGCCCCCUUCUUCUUCAAGUUGGAAUGGCACCUGAGGUGACAGCAGCAACAUGUUCUUUCAUGGUUUUCUUCUCUUCCACAAUGUCGGCGUCACAGUACAUGUUGCUAGGCAUGGAACAUACAGAGACAGCACUAAUAUUGGCAGUUAUAUGUUUUGUGGCAUCAAUGCUAGGUUUAUUGGUGUUGCGGAAAGCAGUCCACAAGUAUGGUAGAGCAUCCUUGAUAGUUUUCGCAAUCGGCAUGGUUAUGGUUUUAAGCAUUGUUCUGAUGACCAGCUUUGGAGCCAUUCAGGUUUGGAGGGACUAUAAAUCUGGGAAAUACUUGGGCUUCAAACUGCCCUGUUAAGGGUCAAGACAAUUGUGUUUACUUCAGCUUUGUGUUAGCCUGCUAGAACUUCUACUCAGUAGUAUUGUAACAUGUCUACAUGGUUAUCACCUCAUGCUAAGAUUAUGGACACUUUGGCUUCUGCAUGAGCAAUAAGAUAUAAAAGGAUCAUCUUUUAGCA
Prosopis cineraria is the source of this 1734-nucleotide messenger RNA. RefSeq names its product sulfite exporter TauE/SafE family protein 2-like. Gene Ontology annotation, biological process: protein ubiquitination. The coding region runs from base 156 to 1574 and encodes 472 amino acids. Gene Ontology annotation, cellular component: Cul4A-RING E3 ubiquitin ligase complex; membrane. The transcript is spliced from 4 exons. The record is from RefSeq and is a predicted model, not a curated record. Lineage: Eukaryota; Viridiplantae; Streptophyta; Magnoliopsida; Fabales; Fabaceae.